Lactuca saligna is the source of this 327-nucleotide messenger RNA. The record is from the annotation of a GenBank genome assembly. NCBI's taxonomy places the organism in Eukaryota, Viridiplantae, Streptophyta, Magnoliopsida, Asterales, Asteraceae.
AUGAACAAUUGUUUUUAUUCAAUUCCGAGAUUGGUCACCUCAUUUUUACAGUUGGACAAAUUUGGUCCCUCUCAGUCUCCACAAAUUUAUCCCUUCCACCAUCAUUCUUCUCCGUCACCUACUCCUUUAUCCCUUCCACUAUCAUUCUUCUCCAUCACCUACUCAGAUUCUUCAGUCUCCACCGUUUCUCAUCAGAUUCGAUUUAAUAUUGAUGACUCAACCUAUACUGAUACUUUGUACAAUAUGUGGACUUCUUUAUGUCUUCUUUUGGCUUCGCUUACUCCAUAUUGGUUGGAGAUCAGAUUCAAAAGCAUUAAACAUCUUUAA